AUGCCAACGAUUGAGACUGGGAAAUUGAUGUCGACGUGUUUUCUGAAAGCAAAGGCUUCUCCGUUGUUCCAAUCGGAACAUGUGCUCAAUCAUUGUUUGAGAAGAGCAGAGGAAAAUAAAUAUAAUGCAUAUAUUACAGUUUGUUCGGAGUAUGCGAAAAACAAGUUAUAUCAAUCUCAAAGUAAAGCAGAGCAUCCUUUGAAAGGAAUUCCUUUUGCAGUGAAGGAUGCCUUCUGUACAGAAGGUAUUAACACGACUAUGGCCAGCAAUAUUCUUAAAGAUUAUAUCCCUCCUUAUACGGCAACGGUAGUGAAAAAAUUAGAAGAUUCUGGAGCAAUCAUGAUUGGAAAAACAAAUAUGGAUGAAUUCGCUAUGGGAAGUGGAACAAUAUUUGGAGCCUUUGGUGAAACAAAGAAUCCUCUUGAUGAAACAAAAAUUGCUGGAGGUAGCUCAGGUGGUAGUGCUGCGGCUGUUGCAGAAGAAAGUUGUUUUUUCUCAUUAGGAACUGACACUGGUGGUAGCGUUCGUUUACCUGCGUCAUACUGUGGUGUUGUCGGAUUUAAACCAUCUUACGGAUCUUGCAGUAGAUAUGGAAUGAUUUCAUACGGAUCGUCAUUGGAUACUUGUGGAAUUUUUUCGAAAACUGUAAAAGAAAGCGCUAUUGUUUAUAACACAAUGUGCGGAACUGACACCAAUGAUUCAACAACAAAGCUUGAUGUCACGACAGUCGAUUUAGUUUGGGAAGAUACUGUCAAAUGGCUGCAAGAUCAAACAGGAGCUCAAAUUGAAUAUGUCUCUCUACCUCACACCAAAUAUGCUCUCUCAACAUAUUAUGUGAUUGCCACUGCAGAGGCAUCAUCAAAUCUUUCGAGAUAUGAUGGUCUGAGAUAUGGAAAUAAGGUGUCUAAGAAACAAGAUUUAUUGUCGUAUUACAUGCAAAAUAGAACCGAAGGUUUUGGAAAGGAAGUGCUCAGGAGAAUUGUCUCUGGAACAUUUGCUCUUUCAGUGGAUAAAUAUGAUGCCUUUUUUAAGAAAGCACAACAAACAAGAAGACUGAUCACCAACGAUUUUUAUCAACUAUUGCAAGAUCAAGGAAUUAAUGCCAAGCAGUUUGGCAGGAAUACCAGCAAUUUCAGUGCCUAUUGA
Molecule: messenger RNA, 1146 nt
Organism: Naegleria fowleri
Lineage: Eukaryota; Heterolobosea; Eutetramitea; Acrasida; Naegleriidae
Exons: 4
Coding region: 1-1146 (381 amino acids)
Molecular function (GO): catalytic activity
Source: RefSeq, a predicted model, not a curated record